AUUUAGCCACUGAACGAGCUGUUGCGAUUGAUGUAGUUUUGCAAGCUAGUAAAGUUUGUAAAAAUGUUUUUAAUACCCUUAUAGCGAGCGAUACUCUUGUUAAAAAGGAUAAAUCCCCAGUGACAAUUGGUGAUUUUAGUGCACAAGCUGUAGUAAACACUUUAUUAUAUAAGGCUUUUCCAAAUGAUUCAAUUAUUGGAGAAGAGAACUCAAAAGAUUUACAAGGUGAUAGCGGAAAAGAAAUGAGAGAUAAAUUAUUAGACGCUAUUGAUAGAGGAACUUACGGUGGGGGCCCAACCGGAAGAAUGUGGACUCUUGAUCCGAUAGAUGGAACUUUGGGCUUUCUUCGUGGAGUGAAAGGUCAAUUCGCCGUAGGAAUGUGUUUAAUUAUUGAUGGUAUUGUUAGUCUUAGUGUUAUAGGCUGCCCAAAUUAUCCAGUAGAUUAUAAAAAUCCUGACGGCGAAAAAGGAAUUGUAUUUAUUGCUGUUAAGGGACAAGGUGCUUUUCAGCGUAAGUUCUCUUCAACUGAAGAAACACCAAUUCAUAUGACAGAAAUUUCAUCUACAUCAGAAGCUUCGUUUUGUGAAUCCUUAGAAUCUGAUCAUUCUUCACAAGAUGAUAACGCAAAAGUUGCAUCAUUACUUGGAAUUACAAAGGAACCUGUUCGUAUGGAUAGUAUGUGUAAAUAUUGCGCUGUUGCCAGAGGUGAUGUUAAUAUUUAUCUGAGAUUGCCUAAUAACGUUAAUCAUGAGGAGAAAAUUUGGAAUCAUGCACCUGGAUAUCUUCUCGUCGUUGAAGCAGGUGGUAUAAUUACAAAUAUGGACAAUGAACCUUUGAAUUUUACUUUGGGAAGAACUUUGGGAAAAGUUAAUAAAGGAUUCGUAAUUACACAUGCUAAAAUACACGGACAAGUGCUUGAAGCCGUUCAGAAA
Messenger RNA from Dentiscutata erythropus, 932 nucleotides. Lineage: Eukaryota; Fungi; Glomeromycota; Glomeromycetes; Diversisporales; Gigasporaceae. The record is from the annotation of a GenBank genome assembly.